AUGACUGUGGCCUGGCCGGUUUGGAUUGUUUCUUCCAUGGCCAACUUGGACAAUGCAUGGCUCGUGGGCGUUGAGCGAGCCAGAAUCGGUGGCAAGUGCCUGGCACAGGUCUUGGCUGACAGGCAAACCGUCGGACAGCGCCCAGUGACGCUGAUCGGUCACUCAAUGGGUGCACGGCUGCUGGUGUACUGCUUGUGCGAACUGUACCACAUGGGUGAGUUCCAUGCGGUGGAUGAUGUGGUUCUGCUCGGUGCUCCUGUGACCACAGAAGCGCGCAAAUGGCAAAAGGUGCGCGCGGUGGCCUCUGGCCGAGUUGUGAACGGCUACCUCGGGAAGGAUUGGGUGCUUGCCUUCCUCUACAGAUACCUGGAGUGGGGGCUUUCCGUGGCGGGACUUUCGCAAGUGCAGGUGCCCGGGGUGGAGAAUGUCAACCUUGAUGGGCUGGGCAUUCAAGGCCACCAUGACUACCCGAACCACAUAGCAGAUAUUCUGGCGAAGCUCCGUGUAGGUGAGCGUCACCCGGAGGUGCUCUCCCAGGCGCUCAUUUUCAUGCAAGGCCAGCUGGUGCAGCAGGCGCUGGUUUUCUUUGAGGCAGCACUCCACAGCUGGAUACGGCACAUGGGCGGAAAGCUGGCGAAGAGGGCGACCAACAUGGAGAAAGCCAUUGCAGAAGGAAGGCGCAAGAAGAAGCGCUCAGCAUCGCACCUCACUGAACAGGGCACGUGCGCUGGCCGAAAGAAAGACAGAGCUCGCAUACGAGCGCAGGUGAGUGUGCGUGGGGUGGAGAGCUUGUGUCCGUUGGCCGCCUGUCAGCGCAACGUGCCACCAGCAUUUUGGCAGGGGGAUGAGGUCCCGACAACAUUCACCAGCGCGGCUUGCCUCAACAAGGUGUGGGCUAGCACAGCCAAGCGAGCCUUAUGUUUCUUUGUACGAUGCUGGCAGACCUUGCCUGAGCUUUCAAUAUCCUGGCAGGCGUUGAUCCAGGUCAACUUCGAGGAUGCCGGGAGCCCAGUUUCAGCAACAAGCGUGCGCACUGCCAUGAUUUUUGGAGAUGGGCUGACUUGGGUGCCGUUCGUUCGCGAUCAACGCAAGACAACACCUGCUACAGAGGUGUCAGUGGAGGCAGACCAGUACGAUCUUGUCAGCUCGUAUGCGAGAGCCUCAGCAAAGAGUCCCAAGCCGUGGACGGAGGCCUUGCAGAAGCUUGCAGAGAUGGGGUUUAUGCAGGUUAUAACAAACAUCGUCACUGAUGUGUCCGCGGUCAUGAGGGAGGUGGUCCUAGAGACGAAUGAUUUCCACUAUGGUGCAACUGCCAACGCUCUUCAGUUGCAAGGCCGCUGGCAGUUGGCUUUGGAUCUCAUCCGCAGCAUGGCCAGUCGGGAUGACUCUUGCUUGCAGGUGAGAGCUAGCAUCAUCACGGUGACUUGUGCCUUUGGGCCGUGGGAAGCUUCUUCACGCCUUCUGUCCAUGGCGCGGCAGGCGGUUGAGAAAGUGGAUGGCCCGAAGCCCAACGUUGUGAGCUUCACUGCCUGCAUAGGCUCCUUGGAACCUGAGAGCGAUGCGACCUGGGAUCGUGGCCUGUCCCUGAUGAUCUUGAUGCGACGGCAGCGAGUCAGGCCGAACUGUGUCACAGUCAGCGCUGCCCUUGGAUCAAUUGGUGGCCGCUGGCGGCUGGCGCUGAGCAUCCUCAGUUCAGUUUCGCAGGCUGGCCUGCGUCGUGAUACGGUUGCCUUGAAUGCUGCGAUGGGCACAACCGCCGUGGUUCUGCGACGACGGCUAGCCGAGGAGCUGUGUGGUAGUGAAGAGAUUGUCAGCUCUGGCCAAUGGCUGGCCGCCAAUGUGCUGCUUUGGGAUUUGAGCUCUUCCGCCCUCUGUGCCGAUGUAGUGAGCUUCAGCUCUGUCGUGGCAGCUUGCGAGCUGAAGUGGAGGAUGGCUGUGGCCAUCUGCGAGCCGAUGUGCCUGCGAAAAGCCCAGCCGAAUCUGAUCACGCAUCGCUGCCUUCUGCGGGCACUUGAGAAUGGUGGACGUUGGCAGUCGGCACGUGACCUUUUGUCUUCAAUGACAGCUCAGAGGAUAUCUGACAAAAUCAGUCAGCAGCACACUGCAGCUGCUUGUGCAAAGUCCGGUCCACUUGGAAGCGUGUUGCAGCAGAUAUGCGGCACUAGUCUGGCAGAAGACAUACUCACACACCUCCUGAUGAUCCGUGUAGCUGA
This is a messenger RNA of Symbiodinium necroappetens, 2213 nucleotides long. Lineage: Eukaryota; Dinophyceae; Suessiales; Symbiodiniaceae. The record is from the annotation of a GenBank genome assembly.